AUGCCUGCCAAACAAACAGUGGUACUCAUCUCCGGCGCCAACUCGGGCAUUGGGCUUGCUGUGGCGAACCAGCUUGCCCGAGACCAUGGAUACCAUGUCAUCGUCGGGGCACGAAACGCUGCUGCCGGAGAGAAAGUGGCUGCUGCCCUCGUGGCGGACGGAUAUUCAGCCUCCUCCGUCCAGCUUGACGUCACCUCAGACGAGUCGAUUGAAGCAGCGGUCCAACAGAUCACGCGCGAGUUCGGAGUCCUGGACGUGCUGAUCAACAAUGCGGGCACCCUACUGGAUGUCAGCGACCAUGGCAUGUCGAUGCGAGAACUCUUCAACCAUACUUACAACACCAACGUCACUGGCGCCGCCUGCCUGACCGAGGCAUGCAUCCCACUCCUGCGCAAAGCCGAGCUUCCGCGCGUCGUCUUUGUCUCGUCGCGCAUGGGCUCCAUCUCCGAAGCGUCGGACAAGUCGAAGCCUUACUAUAGCACCGACUACAAGACAUACGAUGCCAGCAAGGCCGCCCUCAACAUGGUGGCUCUCAACUACAACCGGAUCCUCGAAGAUAGCGGUGCGCGGGUGAAUGCAGUGUGCCCCGGGUUGGUCAAGACCAAGCUCACGGGAAAUCAUCCGAUGGGAUCAUCGACAGAAUUGGGAGCACAGCGAAUCGUCGAAGUAGCCACUGCCGGAAAGGGAAGCCCUACAGGGACUUUCUCGGAUCGAGGCGGUAACAUUCCUUGGUAG
Messenger RNA from Capronia epimyces CBS 606.96, 735 nucleotides. RefSeq lists its product as uncharacterized. The record is from RefSeq and is a predicted model, not a curated record. Lineage: Eukaryota; Fungi; Ascomycota; Eurotiomycetes; Chaetothyriales; Herpotrichiellaceae. The transcript has a single exon. Bases 1 to 735 code for a protein of 244 amino acids.